This is a messenger RNA of Brassica napus (rape), 4038 nucleotides long. RefSeq names its product lysine-specific demethylase JMJ15. Gene Ontology annotation, biological process: chromatin remodeling. The record is from RefSeq and is a predicted model, not a curated record. The transcript is spliced from 8 exons. Gene Ontology annotation, molecular function: histone H3K4me/H3K4me2/H3K4me3 demethylase activity. Lineage: Eukaryota; Viridiplantae; Streptophyta; Magnoliopsida; Brassicales; Brassicaceae. Gene Ontology annotation, cellular component: nucleus. The coding region runs from base 1430 to 3793 and encodes 787 amino acids.
UAUUUUAACUUCUUCUAUGAAUUCAGUGAAUUACAUAAGUGUCAAUUUAAAAAAAUGAACAUCUCUAAAAAUUAGUUUCACUCUAUAUACAUAUCUAAAAAUCAAAAUUUAAAAAAAGAAAAACAUCCCCAAACUAUAUUAACAUGUUAGUAUUCAAAUCUAAGAUAUCAAGUUCUUAUUAGAGCAUCUCCAAGGGGACUCUAUUUUUCCCUCUAUAAUUUACACUAAAAUAAAGUAACUCUAUUAUAGUGUAACUUUUGCUUCAAUGGUGUUGCUCUAUUAAUAGUUUAAUCUUUUAAAAAUUAUAAAACCAGUUAUGUUAAAAUAUAUUUUAAAUACAAAAAAAUUAAACAAUGAAUAAUAUAUUUAUUUUUUCUUCAAAAUUUAAAUUUCUUAACCCGACCCAAAAUAUCUGAACCCGAACAUAAAAUACAUGAACCCGACUCAAAGUGUAGAAAUACCCGAACGGGUUCUAUACCUUUAUACUGAAAUACCCGAUACGAACCCGAAGGUGUAUCCGAACGCCCACCCCUACGAUAUAUGUUCAUUUGGAUCUUGUUUGAACAAAAAAACUUAAACCAUUGGUUCGACUAUUAAGAAAAUAUCUUAAAUUUUAAUUAUAUAUCUACUUUCAUGAUUAACUAUUUUCCAUAAUAAUAGUCAAUCAAAAUUUGGUAAACAUAAAUAAUUUCAUCGAAGUCCCUUUUUUUGAAACACAGAAGUUCGAUGAAAUUAAUUAUUUUUAUUAAAUUUUGACUGACUAUUACUAUGGAAAAUAGUUAAUCAUAAUUAAUUCAUCGAAGUUCACACUUUAGAAUCAUUACCUAAUAAAAAUGUAUUCAAAGUAAACAUUUUGAAUAAUUUCUUUCUAAAACAUAAAUCAUUUUGAACCGGAUGUAAUAUAUAUUAAACAUUAAACGUUUGUGAGCCAAAACAGAUUUUCAUCUGGUUGUUCAUAAGAUUUUUCAUCUGGUUGUUCAUAAGAACUGGCAUUAGGUGAACUUAUCUCUUUUCAAAGACAUUUUGUAAGCACUAAUAAUUAAAUGGUUUAUUUAGUUUAAUUUCUCUUGUUGGUUUUUAAUUUUUUGAUAUUAUUUAUAGCUUUGUUUUUAUGUGUUAUUGUGAUACUUCUUCUAAUCAUUUUAUUUUUAUUUUUAUUGUAACUGCCCUUUCAAUUUCUUUUAUACCUCGAUUGAGGAAAAAAGAUAUUGAGUUGUCAUUGUGAUUGGUAUGUAAUCUACAGUUUUUGUUUUCCUUAUCUAUAUAAUGAAUACUAAGCCUAUGUGUCUCAUUAUUCCCUGAUAUAUUAUUUUGGGAAUUGGAUAUUGGGCUAGGGUUCCUUGAUCCUUUGGUUCCUAACAUCUUUGUAUUUCUCAGUUCUUAUAAGGGUCAUCUAGUUUUGUGGAGUGAAUUGAUUGAUUUCAAUUCAAUGGUUCUUGCAGCAGAAUCUCGGAUCAAAGAGGAAAAGGAGGACACCAAUGUAGGACCUCCUAAUAUCCCCCGUCAUCCAGAGGUUCUUGCUCGAUGGGAUCCAGCUAAAGCGCGGAGGCCAGACAUUGCUGAAGCUCCAGUAUUCUACCCUUCAUUAGAGGAGUUUGAAGAUACAGUUGCUUACAUAGAAAAAAUACGUCCCUCAGCUGAACCAUAUGGUAUUUGCCGUAUCGUACCACCCUUGCACUGGUCUCCUCCUUUUCGGCUUAGAGAGAAAAGUAUAUGGGAGGGUAUAAAGUUCCACACCCGGGUUCAGAACGUGGAGCUGCUUCAGAACAGAGGGCCCGUGAAGAAGAAGAAGAAGAAGAAACCAAAGGCAAGAAAACGGAAACGAAGUUACCCAAGAGUCGUUUCCUCCUCCAAGAGACGACCUAGCUCAGUUUCAUCUCCCGAGGAAGAAGAGGUAUUUGGUUUCAACUCUGGCCCAGACUUCACUCUUGAGGAGUUUGAGAAGUACGCUCGGCGUUUCAAGGAAUCCUAUUUCAAAAUGAAAGAAGGUAAUGCUACGAAAUGGUCUCCGUCCAUCGAAGAGAUGGAAGGAGAGUAUUGGCGGAUAGUCGAGGACGCAGCAGCCGACGACGAGGUCGAGGUAUAUUAUGGAGCUGACUUAGAGAACAAGGUUCUUGGAAGUGGAUUCGAGAGAGGAGAAACUUCUGGUUGGAACCUUAACAACUUGCCUCGUCUCUCGGGCUCUUUACUGUCAUUCGAGCGUGGAGAUAUCUCGGGCGUUCUCGUGCCAUGGGUCUAUGUUGGGAUGUGUUUUUCAACCUUUUGCUGGCAUGUGGAGGACCAUCACUUAUACUCAAUAAACUAUAAUCACUUUGGUGAGCCAAAAGUGUGGUACGGAGUUCCAGGGACCCAUGCAACGUCACUAGAAAAGGCCAUGAGGAAACAUUUACCAGAUCUUUUCGAGGAAACACCUGAUCUACUCCAUGGACUCGUCACUCAGUUCUCACCAUCCAUUUUGAAAGACGAGGGAGUCCCGGUUUAUCGUGCGGUUCAGCGUGCAGGGGAGUAUGUUCUCACAUUCCCUAGGGCAUAUCACGCCGGUUUCAACUCCGGUUUCAACUGUGCAGAAGCUGUGAAUGUCGCUACGGUUGACUGGUUAUCUCACGGACAGAAUGCUGUGGAGUUAUUGAGUAAUGAGAACAAGAAAACGUCUGUGUCUCAUGACAAGCUUCUCCUUGGAGCAGCUUACGAAGCUGUUAGGUCCUUGUCAAGUGGUGGGGGAGAGGGUGCAGAGAGCUUAGCAUGGAGAUGCUUCUGCGAGAAGAACAUGACUCUUACUAAGGCGGUGGAGACUCGGUUACGUAUGGAAGAAGCAAGGAUCGAUGCUCUUGGAGGCGGUUUUAGAUUGGUGAAGAUGGAGAAGUACUUUGAUUCGAACUGCGAAAGGGAAUGCGUUAAGUGCUCUUAUGACUUGCAUCUCACGGCAUCUGGCUGCAACAAAUGCUCUCCUGGAGAGUAUGCUUGCACUAAGCACGCUAGCGAGCUUUGUUCAUGCGAAGGGAAUGAUCGGUUCGUACUUCUUCGUCACACCGUAGAUGAGUUGAGAUCGUUGGUUAGAGCGUUGGAAGGCGAAGCAGAGCAUCUAAAGACUUGGGCUUCCAUGGUUAGAGAAGAUUUUUCAGAGGCUCAGGAGAGAGAACCUAGGGGUUUUGAUCUGAAUCUUGAGUUUCAAGGGAAUGAUGGGGAGUUUGAUGAUACUUCAGAGACACGCCAUGAUGAAGCAGAGGAUCUAAAAACUUGGGCUAAAGAACCUAGAGGUUUUGAUCUGAACCUUGAGUAUCAAGUGGAUGGCGAGUUUGAUAAUACUUCAGACGCACGCCAUGAUGCAUCCAUGUUGAACUUUGCUGCCUAUGUGGAGACUAUAAACCUAGGGUUCUUGGUUUUCCGAGACCUUUGGUGUAACAAGCAUGCGAUAUAUCCAAAAGGGUUCAAGAGUAGGGUUAAGUUCUACAACGUGAAAGAUCCAAUGAGAAUGAGCUAUUACAUAUCUGAGGUUGUAGAUGUAGGACUUAUGGGUCCAUUCUUCAAGGUUACUCUGGAGGAAGCUCAUCAAGACGAGAGCUUCUCUGCUGGCUCAGCUCAGGCAUGCUGGGAAAUGGUGUUGCAGAAAGUUAACGAAGAGAUCAAGAAGCGCCGAGAACGUAAUAUUCAUACUUUGGAAAGCAUCAACGGGUUACAAAUGUUUGGUUUUCUCUCCCCGUCUAUAAUUCAGGCCAUUGAGGCUCUUGAUCCGAACCAUCGCCUAGUGGAGUACUGGAACCAUAAGAAACAGGGAGGUUCGUUGGAAGUGUGACUUGAAGAAGAGAUAAAGAUCACCUACCGUUUCUUGUUUUAUUGAUAACUGUUUGUUGUUGGCUUAAUGACAUUUUUAGACUUAUAUUAUCUGCUCUGAUCAAGCUUCUGAUGAACAAAGUCUAACUUUGGUUUUAGAACUUUGAAGCGUUUACUCUUUGGAGAUCUGAUCAUUGUGAAACUCUGUUUUUAUGGAUCUUUUUUUUUCUUUGAACUAAAUAUUUGAUGUUUUAGUAGACUUUGAAA